AUGGACUUCCUCAAGUUCAGCGUCAAGUCUAGCACGAGCUUCGGCGGCACGAUCCUCUUCAAGUUCAAGGACGCGGACGACGCCGAGCCCAAGACCACGUACGCCGUGGAGAUCAGCGACGAUCGUCACGUGGCCACGGUCAAGAACGCGAGCGCUGCCGACGUGCGCCCCACGUGCGAGGUGACCAUCUCGAUGGACGACUUCCUGUGGAUCUACUCGGGCAAGGCGUCCAGCUCCGACAUGGUCAAGCUCUUCUACGCCGGCCGGGUGGCCAUCAGCGGCUACGCGUUCCGCACGGUGUCAAAGUUCGCGCAGAGCUUCGACUUCUCGUCCGAGAAGUGGCGCAGCUUCUACGCCUGGCGCAAGGCGCAGGACGAGAAGAACGACAGCAGCCGAUCGCCGAGCGCGCGCGGGGAGGUCAGGAACGUUGGAUCUCCUUCAAGAGACUACUGGUUCUUCCAUGCGAGGAGUAUCCUGGACCGGUAUAACGUGACCAGGCUGCAGCGUUUGCUGUGGGAAACCUCUCUGGCCAGUUUGUUCGGAGGGCAGAUUGUCUUGGACAGCGUGCGUCGCACAUCGUUGCGCGACAGGAAAGUGGCGUCUGGCAGGUUCAGCGUGAUUGCGAGCGUGGUGGGUGACGCCGGCUCCGUAUCCGCGGCCUUGAAGCGCCGUGCGACGGGCGCCAUCACCCCAGGCCAGCUCAACUACGAGCGGGAGCUCCGCGCCGAGCUGGAGAGGUAUUUGCGCCCCUGCGCCAAGCAGUCCGCAGCAGUCGUCAACUCGCUUGCAGUAGGAAACCCCAAGCAGACGGCCAGCGUCCUGUUCGACUUUUUCGACGAGGACUACGUCGUGGCUGUGAAGCUCAGUGCCAAGGAGCGGCAGCAGCGUCGCCACCACCGCAACCGCGUGGACCUUGGCGACGCCGGCAUGGCGCAGCUGGACAAGCUCGUGAAGGUGAUCGGCAAGGGCGGCCACUCGAACCUGAAGCGCGACAACCGCUCCAAGUACGUGCCUGCGCCGGAACUGCUGCUGCGCGAGUUCCGCGUCAACGUGACUGUGCUCAUGGACACGCUCAAGGAGAAGGCCUCGGGCCGCAAGGCCCUGCACAAGAUCCCUGCCCCGGAGAUGGACUGGCUGGUACGCAACGGACGCGCCGGCAGCAUGAGUAUCAUCGUCGAAGUGAACCGCGCCAAGAUCGCUCGCAACCGCACGCGCUUCGACGUGCCCAAGCAGCGCAUCAAGGCCAAGUUCGCAUCCAUUUCGCGCGAGCUGGCGAUCCAGAGGAACCCAGUCGUGGCCCACGUCGACGAGCACCUGAUGUUCUCCGACUACCUAUAA
This is a messenger RNA of Phytophthora sojae, 1338 nucleotides long. RefSeq lists its product as hypothetical. The coding region runs from base 1 to 1338 and encodes 445 amino acids. Lineage: Eukaryota; Oomycota; Peronosporomycetes; Peronosporales; Peronosporaceae. The transcript has 2 exons. The record is from RefSeq and is a predicted model, not a curated record.